Molecule: messenger RNA, 1484 nt
Organism: Ceratina calcarata
Lineage: Eukaryota; Metazoa; Arthropoda; Insecta; Hymenoptera; Apidae
Product: late histone H1
Exons: 1
Coding region: 76-750 (224 amino acids)
Biological process (GO): negative regulation of DNA recombination; chromosome condensation; nucleosome assembly
Cellular component (GO): nucleus; nucleosome
Molecular function (GO): nucleosomal DNA binding; structural constituent of chromatin; double-stranded DNA binding
Source: RefSeq, a predicted model, not a curated record
GUUGAAGGAACCUCGGAGCACGACGAUAAAAUUUCCAGAUUGCGUAAUUUUCGCCUGUUUCGAGGUUUAAGGAAAAUGGAGGAUAAAGGUAGUGCGAAUACUGUGGAAAGUGCGGAGAGCAACAGCUCAGCAAAGAAAACUGCGAAAUCGAAGGCGGCGAAGGUGACAAAACCAAGGUCUUCGCAUCCACCAACUUCCGAAAUGGUGAACGCUGCCAUCAAGGAGCUGAAGGAUCGCAAAGGAUCGUCCCUUCAAGCAAUUAAGAAGUACAUUGCAUCGACGUAUAAGGUCGACGGAGAAAAAUUGGCACCUUUCAUCAAAAGGUACUUGAAGACUGCUGUUACUUCUGGUGCUGUCGUUCAAACGAAAGGUAAAGGUGCAUCUGGAUCAUUCAAACUCUCCACUGGGAAGAGCACUGAGACUAAGAAAAUUCAUCGGGCCGUGAAAGUAUCCAAACCGAAAACAGCAAAGAAAUCGGUAGAGAAGAAGACUACAUCGGCGCGAAAAUCUGCAUCGCCGAAAAAGCCGAGUACACCGAAGAAGGCUGAGGUUAAGAAACCGCCAGUGAAGAAAUCUGCAGCAAAACCAGCCGAGAAGGCUGAGAAGAUCGAAAAAGCUAAGCCUGUUGCUGAAUCUAAAGCUAUAUCGAAGACUAAACGAACAGCAAAAGCACCUGCGGCAAAAACUAAAACGCCGAAACCUAAGAAAACUGCAGCUUCAAAAUCUGUCAAGUCAGCAGCAAAAAAAUAAUUAUUGAACGAUAAAUAUCUGACUUUCAUAAUUAACAAAGGGCCCUUUUCAGGGCCACAAAUUCACUUCGAUGAGGGAACAAUACUCAAAUAAUUAGAAAAAUAUUUUUUACGAUCUUCUUACAUCAUAGUAAAGAAUCUAGUCACACAAAUAUCCUUAUCUCAUUUAUUCUGCAGCUAACAUUAUAUUGAAAAUAGGAGUAGUAGAUGUAACCUAACCUUUAACUAGCAGCUAAUAGACAGGAUUUUAAUGGAUCCAAGUCUUUCAAAUGACGUAGAUUAUUUAGGUGUAUCUAACAUUUAGGUGUAGCAAACCCUUAUUUAGGUGUAACUAACAAUUUUGUUCCUAUACAUAAGUAUUUAUGAACGUCAACAAAUCAUUUUACUAUUCCACGUAUAAGUAGUCUUUUGGAAGUAUAAAUUCGAAUACAAAUGAAUGUUAACUUUUCUGAGAACUAUAAUUUCAGUAACAGAUCUUCGGACUUUUUUUUGUUAAAGAACUAUGUUCUAUUGAUACAAUAUAAUUCAUAUUUAAAUCUCGUAAGUAAUUAAGGAAACAAGGUUAUGCACUAAACCAGUUUCCAUGCAAAAUAUUCCAGAUAUGAUAGAGUGACAUCAAAUUUCUUUUGUGUAUAUUAUUGAUAUGAUUUUGCUGAGAUUAAAUUGUUCGAAUGUAUGGUGGCAUCAAGGUUUUAUAUGGAUAUAUGUAUAAGAAUAAGAGUUGGUUAGUUUGUU